Molecule: messenger RNA, 1974 nt
Organism: Melopsittacus undulatus (budgerigar)
Lineage: Eukaryota; Metazoa; Chordata; Aves; Psittaciformes; Psittaculidae
Gene: TRAPPC1
Product: trafficking protein particle complex subunit 1
Exons: 5
Coding region: 106-543 (145 amino acids)
Biological process (GO): endoplasmic reticulum to Golgi vesicle-mediated transport
Cellular component (GO): TRAPP complex
Source: RefSeq, a predicted model, not a curated record
CACGCCCUCUUCUCCGUCGUGACCCCGCCCCCUCCGUUGCCAUGGUCACGCCCUUCCCUCCGCGGCCGCCAUCUUGGCUGAGGGCGGAAGCGGCGGCGGCCUGAGAUGACCAUUCACAACCUGUACAUCUUCGACCGGACCGGGACCUGCCUCCACUACAGUGAAUGGCACCGGCGGCGGCAGGCGGGGAUCCCCAAGGAGGAGGAAUUCAAGCUCAUGUUCGGGAUGCUUUUCUCCCUCUGCUCCUUCGUGAACAAGAUGAGCCCCACAGACAUGCGGGAGGGCUUCGUGUCCUUCCAGACCUCCCGGUACCGGCUCCAUUACCUGGAGAGCCCAAGUGGGGUGAGGCUGGUGCUGAACACGGACCUGGGGGUGAGCAGCGCCCGCGAUGCCCUGCAGCACAUCUACAGUAAUCUGUUCGUGGAGCUGGUUGUCAAGAACCCGCUGUGUCCCCCCCGCGCUCCGGUGCAGAGUGAGCUGUUCCGCUCGCGCCUCGACGCCUUCAUCCGGGGCCUGCCCUUCUUUGCGCCCCGUCCCUCCUGAGCGCCCCCUGCAGGACCGGAGGUGCCCUAUGGGGACAGUGGUACCCUAUGGGGCACAGUGAUACCCUAUGGGGCACAGUGAUGUCCUAUGGGGACAGCGAUGUCCUAUGGGGCACAGUGAUAUCCUAUGGGGCACAGUGAUAUCCUAUGGGGCACAGUGAUGUCCUAUGGGGCACUGUGAUACCCUAUGGGGCACAGCGAUACCCUAUGGGGCACUGUGAUACCCUAUGGGGCACUGUGAUACCCUAUGGGGCACAGUGGUACCCUAUGGGGCACAGUGAUACCCUAUGGGGCACUGUGAUACCCUAUGGGGCACAGUGAUACCCUAUGGGGCACUGUGAUACCCUAUGGGGCACUGUGAUACCCUAUGGGGCACAGUGAUGCCCUAUGGGGCACUGUGAUACCCUAUGGGGACAGUGAUACCCUAUGGGGCACAGUGAUACCCUAUGGGGCACAGUGGUACCCUAUGGGGACAGUGAUACCCUAUGGGGCACAGUGAUACCCUAUGGGGCACAGUGAUGUCCUAUGGGGCACAGUGGUACCCUAUGGGGCACUGUGAUACCCUAUGGGGCACUGUGAUACCCUAUGGGGCACAGUGAUACCCUAUGGGGCACAGUGAUACCCUAUGGGGCACAAUGAUAUCCUAUGGGGCACAGUGAUACCCUAUGGGGCACAGUGAUGUCCUAUGGGGCACAGCGAUGUCCUAUGGGGCACAAUGAUGCCCUAUGGGGCACAGUGGUACCCUAUGGGGCACAGUGAUACCCUAUGGGGCACAGUGGUACCCUACGGGGCACAGCGAUACCCUAUGGGGCACUGUGAUACCCUAUGGGGCACUGUGAUACCCUAUGGGGCACAGCGGUGCCCUAUGAGAUACAAUGGCACCCUAUGGGGCACUAUGGCUCUCUAUGGGGCACUGUGAUACCCUAUGGGGAGCCAUGGCAACCAGUGUGGCACAGUGAUACCCUAUGGGGCACAGUGAUACCCUAUGGGGAGGCAUGGCUCUCUAUGGGGCACAGUGAUACCCUAUGGGGCACCAUGGCGCUCUAUGGGGCACAGUGAUACCCUAUGGGGUGGACUGACACUCUAUGGGGCACAAAGGCAUUUUAUGGGGCAGAAUGCACUCUAUGGUUCACCAUGGCAUCCUAUGGGGCACAAUGAUACCCUGUGGGGCACCAUGACUUGUUAUAGGGUGCCCUGAACGCCCCCCAUGGGGCACAAUGACACCCUAUGGGGCACAGUGACACCCUAUAGGGCACAAUGCCACCCUAUAGGGCACAGUGACACCCUGUGGGGCACAGUGACACCCUAUAGGGCACAAUGCCACCCCAUAGGGCACAGUGACACCCUAUGGGACACCAUGCCACCCUAUGGGGCACCAUGACACCCUAUGGGGCACGCACCCCACAUGUAAUAAAGGCUCCGUUGGUUCUCA